Camelina sativa (false flax) is the source of this 2172-nucleotide messenger RNA. RefSeq names its product protein GAMETE EXPRESSED 1. Lineage: Eukaryota; Viridiplantae; Streptophyta; Magnoliopsida; Brassicales; Brassicaceae. The record is from RefSeq and is a predicted model, not a curated record.
UCCCUUUUCUCACUUUCAUCCUAAUCGCCGACUUAAACAAAACAGAACAAGAAAAAAACUGCGAAUUCUUCUGUUUUCUGGUGAUCGAUCACACAUCUCCUACAGAAGAAGAAGAUCAGAAGAGAGAAAGAAAAAAAAACUCGAUUAAAUGGAUCGUUUGAGUAGAAGUUUUCUUCUGUUUCUAUUGGUCUUACUUUUAGAUUCUCCAUUAACAUGCCAGAGUUGGGGAUGGUUCUCUUCUUCUUCAUCGGAGAACACAGACUCUUCUUCUUAUUCUCGGUCGUCUCAUCAGAGGUCCAACCCCGAGUUCUCCAUUGAUGUUUUCAGUGACCAGAAGGCGGUUCGAGUCCUUGAAGAUGCCAAAAACAAGCUUGUUGGUCCAAACAGUUGCUGGCAAAAUGCUUAUAGGUACCUCUUCUCUGGCUGCAAAGAAACAAUUGCCACAGAAGAAAAGAGAAAGAGGUUUGCUUGGCAUUUAAGCGAUUGCUUUCUUAAAGACUCUGGGAGACCUGCUUUUCCAAGUUGUAAUGAUGAUUCAACAAUGAUGAGUUGCCUCAAGAAGCUUGAUGAUCAUGAGCAUAAGAUUUAUCUCGAGUUCAUGCUUGAGACCAACACCAUCUGCCAACAAUUACAGAGUUACGCGUUCAAGAACGAGAUAGAGAGACUUGUGAAUGAGCUGAAGACUUCAGCUCAGAAUACAGAAGAUAAAUUGGAUAUCUUGGAGAGUAAAUCUGAUUCUUUAAUGAAGAGCUCGAGCUUGAUUCAUGAUUCUCUAGGGUCAAUAGAUGCUCGGGUUCAAAACGUGGCUCAUGUGACAAACACCAUAGAAACUCGUAUGAGUGGACUGUCUCAACAAACUGCAGAAAUAUAUCAAGAACAAAAGAGUAUUGCAGAAUCACAGAUGGAGCUAAUGGACGGUCAAGUGAAGAUGAAAGAAACCUUGAAAGAUGGAAUGGAGAUGUUCACUGAUGCCUAUACUAACAUCCAGGAAGGAGUUGAUAAGUUAAAAAGCGAUACAAAGCAGAUUGAAGGGGAAAUAAGUGUACUUGGAGAAAACCUAUCAACUAGAAUGAAUGAUUUGCAGAGUAAAACUGAUGACAUUGGAGUUAAGGCUGGUAGCUCUUUGGAUAAACAAAAGAAACUUUUAGAUGGCCAAUCCGUGGCACUUGACGGGAUUCAGUUUCUUACACGGUUUCAGUCUGAGGCACUGCAAGAGAGUAGAAAUACAUUGCAACGGUUGAAGGAAUUUAGUCAAGAGCAACAGGAAGAUCUUGCAAAGCGGCAAGAAAAGCUUCAGGAGGUUCAUGAUCAUCUGUAUGAAAAUUCAAAAUCAAUGUUGGAAGCUCAGGUAGCGUUUGAGGCAAAACAGGCAAACAUGUUUGUAGCUUUGGACAAGUUGUAUGCUUUGCACAAUGCGAUGCUUCUCGAGUCCCGAGUGAUUAAAGCCUUCUUCAUCUACUUCUUGUCAAUCUUUGUCAUCUACAUGUUUACAAGUACAAAACAGACUUAUAUCAUAAGGCCAAGGCUUUACAUUGGUUUGUGCGUUACCUUAGCAUUAGAAGUGGCAAGUUUACGCUAUGUAAAUGAUGCAGAACGUCAAGCAUGGAUUAUAAACCUUUUGAGGUCUUUAUUCGCUGUUCUUGCAUCAGCUCAGCUUCUUCAUUCUGUUUUCACAUACAGGGACUAUGACGUACUAAACCACCAGAUCUUGUUAGGAUUAGUUGACAAAGUUAAUAACAUGCUAAGCAAGAGAGAGAACUCGUGGGAUGAAGAAGAUACAGAGAGCGAGGUAGAUUGGACAUCUUGGAUCAAUACAGAUCUAACUGAUGAUGAUGAAAAUCUUGGAGAUGCUGAUUUCAAAAUCCCACAAGUGAUCAAGAACAAACCGGAUAUUACUUCUUCGACGAUGACUAGAAGAAUGUAUAACUUACGUCCGCGGUAGAAAGCAAAGUCUUUUACACUAUAUAAUUGUGUGCUAUUGUGUUGUAAUAAUGUAUCCUACAUUGUGUUGUAAUAAUGUAUCCUACAUGCCUUGACUACUACUUUAGCUACAAAGAUGCAUAGAUAGAUAGAUAUGUGAGUUUGAACUUGUGGAGAAGGUUUUGCAAUUUCCCAAUCCCAUCUUCAUAGCUCCAUAUCAGUCAAUCCACAAAACAACAUUUUUAUCCACUA